This is a messenger RNA of Danaus chrysippus (African queen), 993 nucleotides long. The record is from the annotation of a GenBank genome assembly. Lineage: Eukaryota; Metazoa; Arthropoda; Insecta; Lepidoptera; Nymphalidae.
AUGAUUCGUAAAAGUCACGCUGUCACUUUACCAAGAGGUGGGAGGGUUAUGAAGUGUUCUGAGAUGACGAACACCUCGCUCGUCAACCAGCUUCUAUUCAGGCUGUUCCGUCAGAUGGAACCGUUCAGGUCAUCCAAACAAUACAGAAAGCUGAAUCACUAUCAGCCGAACGGUAAUAUGAGAGUCGACAACUCCUUCGUAUUGGAGCGUAAAUACUUGUGGAACACAUGGUCUGAGGAGUGGGUGGUGCUUUACGAUGACUCCACCAUGGCCUGGUUUAAGGAUGCUUCAGGCAAAUGCAUGGUGACCCAGAAACACCUGGUGAAGGAAAGUCCAGAAAUGCUGGCCAUUUCCAGCUGGACAGGUCAAGUUCCCAAGCGACCGCCUCUUCCACCUGGAACCAAGCUAUCACAGCUCAUGGCUCUCGGCUCCCGAAGAAACCCUGGCCACGUAGUCUGGAUGCUGGCAAAAUCCGACUCGGAAAUGAGGGAAUGGAUGAGCGCUAUAUCAAAAACACUACCACCACCUCCUCACAUCGAACUGGUGAUGUCGAUGCCGUACCUCCGCACAGCCUUCAAACGACCCACUGUCAGGGUCAGGCCUACAACAUCAGCGGAUAUGUACUCCCGUUCAUCUCGCAACGCUGUAGGGGCGUUGGACGGGCGCGGCCUGGUGGCAGUCAUUAAGCGACAAGUACCACUGGCUGGGCAACUGGAUCACGAGCUAGCUUGGGGUCAGGGAUGGGGAUGGGUCACGCUGCCCAAUGGAGCUUGGAGUGGCAGAUUAACAUGGUCUCAAGAGGGUGACGACUUCGCUCUUCACGCGAUGCCCAUCAUGCAUCACACGAAUGUCUCCCAGGCCUGCUCCAUGCUGGAUGGAGUCACAGCCUAUGAAGCCUCAGCCUACGAACAGGCCCUGGCCGAAUACGAUGACACUGCCACAACCUCCGACGACUGGGACUUCGGAGUCGACUGCGGUGACUUCAUGAUGUAA